AUCAUUAAUUCAGUUUGAUUUUUUUAUAUUUCUACCUGACUAUAAUCAACUUGGUUUCCUUUAUUGGGUUUGUCUUCAGCCCACUUUUAAAAUUGCAGUUUUAACUUUGUUUUAACUUAACAUAUAUCAUGGAUAUCGUAGAUAUAUGCCCAGAGGAUGAAUCAAAAUUUUCCUACAGUAACAGCUCGUGGAGCAGGGAUGAUGGCCAGGUAAAGCUGUCUGCCAAAAAACAAAUGAUGGAACAGCAGCAGGAAUCAUGGGACACUAGCCAGGAUAUGAUACGGCUUGCUCGUAUGAGGAUCGUCACUUCGGUCAUGUUGCACGCAUGGCGGCAAAGACGCGCCGAUGUCCGCAAACUGCAGCAGGUGGUGGAACGCCUCCAAAAGAGCUCCAUUUACUCCAAGAAUGAGCUGCAUGUGUCUAACACAUUGAUGCGCAUCGAGGAGAAACGCUGCAGGGAGCUUCAAUUGGAGCUGAAGAAAUCCACAUUGAGCAUGAAACAGGUGCAAACCUCUUUUGAGUUACUAAACGUAGCGCUAAUCAACUUGAGGGCGGAAAAGCAGAAUCUGGAGAAAGAGCUGCUCUCCUGCAGACAAGGGCAUUUGGAGCUGAAAGAAAUUGCGGCCCAGUGCAAUGAUGAUCUCCGAAAAGCGCUUUGUGAGCAACGUUGCUUAAAGCAACAACUGGUCGAGGAGCAAAGUAACGUGCGGCAGCUGAAGCACGACAAGGAGAGGCUGAUGAAUGAGAUAUGCGACAUGGAACGUGAACACUUGAAAAGGAAGGAGUCGUUCAGUCAUGAAUUGGAAAAGAAGAAUGAGGAGCUAUCCAACAUGCGCGCCACAGUUGAGAAACUCGAAAAUAAGCUCAAACAGCGUCAGAUAAAACGUUAUGAACUAAAGCAGUAUCUGAUGAAUAUAGAACGCAUGGAACAGGAGGAAAGCUGUUCAUCCAAUGAAAAAGAAAUACCCAACAAGGAAAUUACUGAUUCUAGGAUUCUAAAUGUGGAAGGCCAUGGGUACGGACAGAUCUUGUCUGCCGUACAAUACUAUUCAUCCGUCGCCGUAUUCUGGAUAUGGCUCGCAUUACUGCCGAGGAAAUCGUUACGAUACGGAUGUAUGCCUUCGAAGAAGCGAGUCGAUUGACCAAAAUAUGUCCUUUCCAAUUUCAUAACUUGUGUGUGUACAUAAACAUCUAUUAUGAGUGAAUAGUGGUCAU
This is a messenger RNA of Drosophila hydei, 1215 nucleotides long. Its product is annotated as myosin-9. The coding region runs from base 129 to 1142 and encodes 337 amino acids. The transcript has 4 exons. The record is from RefSeq and is a predicted model, not a curated record. NCBI's taxonomy places the organism in Eukaryota, Metazoa, Arthropoda, Insecta, Diptera, Drosophilidae.